AUGAGAAAAGACAAACACGACGAAAAUCUGGAAGUGGCGCAUUUGCUCGACCAAUCGGUACCGUCUGGAGCGGAAUCAUCCCUGGAAGCGCUCAGUUACGCGUCGAGGAAAUUGAAAUCGGAAUCGAACAGAAAUCGAGCGAAAAUUGCGCGAACACUAAAAGAUGCGUUUGACGAAUUCAGAGACCACGGAGGAGGAGGCGACGACGAGCGCGAACGAGAAAAAGUGGUCGAGUUGUGCGAGACGUUUUGCGAGGAGUUUUUAGAGCUUUUGAAAGAAGAGGAAAAGGAGAAGGAACGAGAGGAGGAGAACGAUGGUGGUGGUGCAAAAUCAGCUUCGACUCUUGGUGUUGAAGAAGAAGAAAACCAGCGACAACAUGAAGAAGAACUGCGCGAGGCGCUGACGAGCAUGCGAAAAGACGCGCGGAAAUUCCACGAACUGGAAGAAAAACUGGAGUUGAAACAACUGCACUUAGAGAUGUUGCGAGAGGAAAAUAUGUUCGAGGAGUGUUUGAAAGAGGUGGAGAGGAUGGUUGACGAGGAGAAAGAGUUGUCGAACGCGUACGAAAUGCUCGAGCGAUCGAGAGAGGAGUACGCGUGCGUGGAAAUUCCUAACGAAAGGAUAGAUGAUUUGAUGGUGAAGUUGCAGGAUGCGAUACGGAGGAGGAUCGCGGGAGCCGUGAGCGUGAGCGAUGAUGAUGGAGGCGGCGGGAUGUCGGUGGAAUUUUCCAACGCGAGAGACGCGUGGAAAGCAUCGAGAGCGGUUUCGGAGACUUUAUUUCGCGAGUGCGCGGUAUUCGUGACGAGGAAAGUGGUGGAUGAAAUCGUCGUUCCGUUUGUCCAGUCGAGAGCGAGGAACGUUGAGUUGAGCGUGAACGAAGAGAACGGGUACGCGAAAACGCUGAAGUGGAAAAAAGGAGAAACGGCUGGCAAAGGAAACGACGAAGAAGAUGGAAUGAUCUCAACAUUCGUCCAGGGAUUGGACGUGCUCCUCUUCAAAGGAAUUUUUACGAAGCAGUCGUUCGCGUUGGAUGAACUCUCGUCGGAUCUCGUGGACGUUGCUCGCGGUGUCUUUUGGCCGACAGUCUCGAAGACGUGCAUUCAAACUUGGAAUUUAGGAUCAAAGCAAGCGCUACUUACGGACGAUGACGUGGAUAGUGUCGUCGCGCUCGAAAGGCGCGUCGCAAGUUUAGGAUUGCUCAACAGCUACGGUCUCGGCAGUGCUUUAGAUACCGUCGCUGGACCUUUAGAAAUAGCCGCCAUGCAAGGCGAAAUAGAAAGUCGAUUAGACUUCAGAGUGAACAGCUUAGCGAGCGCGAGAGACGCCGGCAAAACUCCCGCAAUUUCCGACGAAUUGUUGCAAACGAAAGCGAAAGAAGAAGAAGUGAAAGGCAAUGGUAAGGAGACGACGAACUACUGCGAAGAGUUUUUCGAAUUGCACUGCUUUGAAAUCCCGGCAUCGCGAACAAUCACGAGCUCCGCGGUGCAACUUUUGAACGUGACAAAAUCUGCGUUUCACUCCGUCCUCUCUUCAUCGUUUGAAGAUAAAGAAAACGCAAAAGAUGCCAACACGCCCGCGGGACGCAUACGACACGCCAUUGCGGCGAUUAAAACCGCGUGCGAUUGUCUCGAAGCGUUCCGGUGUUCGCGCAUGAGCACGCGAGACGAGUCCAUUUUCAAACAGUCGCUCUUUGAAUCGCUCGUGUUUUAUAACGAUUGCGGCUUUAUCGCCGACCAGUUUAUCGCGCAAAGUUUAGACGCAGCGAAGGCUUUAGAGAAUUUAGUCAGAAAGGACAACAGCGGCGGCGGUGACGACAAUGCUCAACAACACCGACCUGCGAUUUUGUGGGCCGUUGAGGCUCUGAGAGACGCCGGCGACGCCGUUUUCGAGCGCGCAGAACGCAACGCCUCGGUCGCAUUAGAGGAGUCUUUAGACUCAUUCGCGAAUGAAACGCAAAGUAUUCGAGGCGCGAACGCAUCCGCGAUGAAGAAAGCUAUCGCGAUAUCGCGCGACGUGCUAAAAAAGUUCUGCUCCGCCGCCAGUCAAACGUUGCAGAGGACAAACGCGAAGCGCAUCGUGGGGAAAUUUUGUGAAUCUUACGCCUCACGCAUCGUCUCCGCAAUCAAAGAAAUGCAUGAUAUUUCAGCGGACGACGCGGACGCGUUGACGGAUGCGCUCGAGGAUGCGUUUACCCCUUUACAACUGGGCACGUCGUCGGUAGAAGAUGAUUUCUUUUACGACGCGCUCGAGAAUUGGCAGAAAGGUUCUGUAUACGCGAAACUGUUGAAGACAAAGUUGAAGGAAAUUACGGACAUGUACACGAGAGGAGAGUUGAAAAUGUUGAGCGCGAACGAAGUGCUGGCGUUCGUUUCCGCGUGUUUUGCGGACACGCCGCUUCGCGAGGAGUGUUUCGAGCGCAUCGAGAAUAUGUAA
This is a messenger RNA of Bathycoccus prasinos, 2433 nucleotides long. RefSeq lists its product with no specific name. Gene Ontology annotation, cellular component: RZZ complex. The transcript has a single exon. Bases 1 to 2433 code for a protein of 810 amino acids. The record is from RefSeq and is a predicted model, not a curated record. Gene Ontology annotation, biological process: endoplasmic reticulum to Golgi vesicle-mediated transport; mitotic spindle assembly checkpoint signaling. Lineage: Eukaryota; Viridiplantae; Chlorophyta; Mamiellophyceae; Mamiellales; Bathycoccaceae.